UGGAUUUUGUUAUUUUACAGGUUAGAACUUUGUAGUCACUUCUUGGAUCUUCUAAACUGCCCCACCACUGAGAAGGGUCUACCUGCUGCGGCUUGGACGUCCAAUGGAAAAGUCUCUUAACGCGCUAGAGGGUAGUGCCACCGGGGAGUCCAGCCUUGGUCUUCUACCCGCUGAAACCACGUCUCGUCCCACCUGGGGGAGUAAAGUACAGUACAUUCUCGCGCAGGUUGGAUUUUCGGUGGGUCUCGGCAACGUAUGGAGGUUUCCGUAUUUGUGCCAUCAGAACGGAGGAGGGGCAUUCCUGUUGCUGUACUUCUUCCUGCUCCUAAUCAUUGGUAUCCCGCUCUUCUUCUUGGAGCUGGCAGCUGGUCAGAGUAUACGGCAGGGUAGUAUCGGAGUCUGGAAGCACAUAAGUCCCCGUUUGGCUGGUAUUGGCUUUGCGAGCUGUAUGGUCUGUGCCUUUGUAGCUCUGUAUUACAACGUGAUCAUUGGAUGGAGUCUCUUCUACCUGUUUAGCUCCUUCCGGUAUCCUCUGCCGUGGGAGAACUGCCCAACGCUGACGAAUCAGACACUGGAAGAACCGGAAUGUGCCAAGAGUUCACCCACCACAUACUUCUGGUACCGAACCGCGCUCAACAUAACAGAUUCCAUCGAAGGCUCGGAGAUGAAUUGGCCCAUGACCGGAUGCCUCGUCCUGGCCUGGGUCUUGGUUGGAGGCGGCAUGAUCAAAGGGAUCAAAUCCUCCGGGAAAGUGAUGUACUUUAGCUCAGUAUUUCCAUACGUGGUCCUGUUCUGCUUCCUGAUCCGUGGCCUCAUGCUGGAAGGCGCUGCCGACGGAAUCAAAAUCAUGUUCAUGCCAAAGGUGGAGAUCUGGGGAGACAUACAGGUUUGGCGUCAAGCGGCUACUCAAGUGUUUUUUGCCCUCGGUCUGGGGUUUGGAAGUAUCAUUGCAUACUCCAGCUACAACGACCGCUACAACAACUGCCACUUUGAUGCCAUCCUUGUGUCCUUUAUCAACUUCAUGACCUCCAUCCUGGCCACGCUGGUCGUAUUUGCGGUGCUGGGAUUCCGAGCCAACGUCAUUGCGCAGAAAUGUGUUGAGGAGAACCUCGGAAAGAUCCUUUACUUGUUUGACAAUGGUACCUUUCCAGGAAUCUUCGUGCCGGUCAAGAACAUGACGAGCGUUGAGUACAGCCAGUGGUAUCACGAGGCCAACGGCCAGCUCUCGCUCGAGAACUACGGGAUUUCAGACUGCAGAGUAGAAGAUGAAAUGAACAAGGGUGUGGAAGGCACCGGGUUGGCUUUCAUCGUCUUCACUGAAGCCAUGACGCUCUUGCCUGCCUCCCCAUUUUGGUCUAUCCUGUUUUUCCUGAUGCUCCUGAAUUUAGGACUUAGCACUAUGUUCGGAAACAUGCAGGGAAUCAUCACCCCGCUUCUCGAUAAUUUCCCACAAUUACGGAAACGAAAAGCCAGAUUUACAGUACUGUGCUGCGUAGUUGGUCUUUUGACCGGGCUGAUCUUCGUUCAGAGGGCCGGAGGCUAUUUCGUUAGCAUGUUUGAUGACUAUUCAGCCACGUUGCCCCUGAUCAUCGUGGUCAUCUUUGAAAACUUUGCCGUGGCCUGGGUGUAUGGAGCUGACAGGUUCAUUGAUGAUAUUAAAGGGAUGUUGGGUUUUCGUCCUUGGAGAAUAUACAAAUAUAUGUGGCAGUAUGUCAGUAUUCUGGCCAUGGGAGGACUUCUGCUUGCAAGCUUAAUCAGGAUGUGCAUCACGCAUCCCACCUACCAGUCUUGGAACCAAGAGAAGGCAGAAGAGGUAAACUUGAAGUAUCCACAAUGGGCAUUAGGGAUCCUGAUCAGUCUGAUUGUCGUGGCGUCAUUUCCCAUCCCAUACGUGUUCUUCAAGGAAACCAUUCAAGACUGGCUAAAGAGACGAAAGGCCAAGACGUACGGACAGUGCGAAUACAGAGUAGGGAGCACGGCAGACGUAAUUGUUGGACCUGCUGAUGAGACCCCAAUGGGCUCCAAUCAUGUUGGAAAUGGUUACCUACCGGUAGAAAUGGAGGAUUUAGCUGAACGCGGCAAACUUCUGAACACAGCAGAGGAGGAAGCUGAGGAGGACAGUAAUGAUGCAACUGGCUGAAUCAUAAAGAAUAGGGUUCUCAGGGGCAAAGUCUACAGGAAAACAAAAGGAUCUUGUGGUUACAGAUAAGCACUUUCAGGCCAUCUCCAAGCUGGGUAAACGGUGCCAAGCGCAUGAAGGCUAUCCUGGAUUUUUUAUCAAAUUCCUAAAAUCAGUGGGAAGGAAGCAUUACUUUUUAUUGCCAAAAUACUGUGCCCUGAUAGAAAGUCUAGUGUGCCAACGCUGGGACAAUGGAGAUGUCCCUUCUUGAACUCGGUGCUGCUUCCACCAUUGUUGGAGCUCCUACCUCUCCUGCUGACUGAGUUUCCACAAAAGUCUUCUUCUGCACUUUAAUAACGGGGAAUCAAAAAACGGUAUUAAGUAUAAAAAAUAACUAAAAAAGGGUGUUUAAUUUGUUUUUUUUAGGAUGGCCUAAAGAACUGAAGCUUGCUUUUAGAAAUGUUGACGGUAAACUUGAAUUGCCAAACCAAGAAUCAUUUCAAAAAAGAUCAAAGAAACAUGGAGAAUCGGGUGGUGGUAACACCAAACCCUCGGCCCUUCUAAUAGCUAGCCGUGCCUGGUGAUAAGCUACUGGAUCUAGCGAGAUGGGGUAGAGUUGGCGUCGUUUUGCCCAAACUUUCAUCUCUUCGCCUAGUUACUGACUAAAAAUAUCGUAACGUCUCUUUCUAUUGGUCAGUGUUUUUGGGGAAUGGAACACGAGGACGCAAAGAAGUCCUCUUGAUGGACAAACUUUCUUACCGACUUCAACUUUUUGACCUUAAGAAGCACAUUUAUGUCCGUACUGAACGUUGUGUUGUCCAGACCUGCUGCUCCUAUGGGUGUAAAUAUUUGUAAAUAUCCUUUUUCGCGGAAUCUUCUAGAGAAAGUAUCACUUGAAGGGUCUAAAAUGCUUGAUUUUAAUGAAUAAUUGUUUUUAAAAACUCAAACCAGUAAUUAACCUCGGCACCUUGAGUAGUUUGUUGGUUGUCUAGUAUAAACUCUCCAAACCCUCCUGAUUUGAUGCGGUCAUGAUCUGAAUUACUCACUUUAAUGGAAGAUCCAUCCAUGGUCUUCAGAAGAAUGAGGAGAAGGAUGAGUGAGUGAAUAAUUAUGUAGAAUUCCAAAUACAACGCACCCGAAGACAUAAAAUAAUCCUUAAAGAAAAAGGUUAGUAUCCAAAAAA
Messenger RNA from Spea bombifrons (plains spadefoot toad), 3302 nucleotides. RefSeq names its product sodium-dependent neutral amino acid transporter SLC6A17-like. The transcript is spliced from 11 exons. Gene Ontology annotation, biological process: sodium ion transmembrane transport. The record is from RefSeq and is a predicted model, not a curated record. Lineage: Eukaryota; Metazoa; Chordata; Amphibia; Anura; Pelobatidae. Gene Ontology annotation, cellular component: membrane. Bases 104 to 2140 code for a protein of 678 amino acids.